Molecule: messenger RNA, 1552 nt
Organism: Aspergillus eucalypticola CBS 122712
Lineage: Eukaryota; Fungi; Ascomycota; Eurotiomycetes; Eurotiales; Aspergillaceae
Product: purine-nucleoside phosphorylase
Exons: 2
Coding region: 182-1405 (407 amino acids)
Biological process (GO): nucleoside metabolic process; transmembrane transport
Cellular component (GO): endoplasmic reticulum
Molecular function (GO): catalytic activity
Source: RefSeq, a predicted model, not a curated record
CAUUUAGCACGCGGCGGUGGGUCGACUAAACCACCCUAUUACCAAAUCCCGAUAGCUACGCCGUUGAUACGCAGAACAGAAAGACCUCAAUCGCAAGCUAUAAAGCUGGUCUCCCCAACAUCGCUUUCACCAUCCAGCCAUUGCAGCCAAAAAAGUGCACUCAACCACCAUCGCACACAUAAUGCAGCUCCUUCAAUCCGUUUCCACGGGCCUGCUGCUCGCCAGCAGCUGCCUGUCCUCCCUUGCUGCGGCUCGCUCCGUCCCCGCGGCCAAGAACAUCGCCGCGCGCCAGUCCACUGACAAGAUCGCUCCCAAGGUCUUCAUUGUGUCCAUGUUCGAACCCGAAGCCGCCAUCUGGUGGGGUAUUCCCGAGUUCAACGUGCUGGAGCACAACAUCACCAUCCCGGGAGCUUCUCCCCUCUUCCCGGACGUGCACUGCACGGCCGACCACAACAUUUGCCAGCUGGUCACCGGUGAAGCCGAGAUCAACGCGGCCGUGACCGUCUCCUCCAUCAUCUUCAACCCCACUUUCGACCUGACCAACACCUACUUCCUGAUCGCCGGUAUCGCCGGUGUCAACCCCGAGCAGACCACCAUCUGCAGUGUGACUCUGGCCCGCUACGCCGUCCAAGUCGCUCUGCAGUACGAGAUCGACAUCCGCGAAAUGCCCGCCAACGCCACCACCGGCUACUUCCCCCAGGGCGCCUACUACCCCUGGCAAUACCCCGGCAGCAUCUACGGCACCGAGGUCUUCGAAGUCAACGACAACCUGCGCCAGAUCGCCGCCGCUUUCGCCAGCAAGGCCACCCUCGCGGACUCCGACGCCGCUAAGGCCUACCGCGCUAACUACAACACCUCCGACGGCAUCUACGCUGCCGGUGCCUCCGCCCCCUCCGUCGUCCAGUGCGAUGUCGCUACCAGCGACGUCUACUACUCCGGUAACAUCCUCGGCGAUACCUUCGCCAACACUACUAAGGUCCUGACCAACGGUACCGGUAACUACUGCGCCUCCGCCCAGGAGGACAACGCCACCCUCGAGGCCAUGGUUCGUGCUGCUAAGGCUAAGCUCGUCGACUUCUCUCGUAUCAUCGUCAUGCGUACCGCCUCGGACUUCGACCGUCCCUACCCUGGCGAGUCGGCCCGCGAGAACCUCCUCUACGCUUCUACCGGUGCCUACGAGCCCUCUGUCGAGAACAUCUACAACGCCGGUGUCAAGAUCAUCGAGGGUAUCAUUAGCCAGUGGAACGCCACGUUCGCUGCCGGUAUCACCCCCAGCAAUUACGUCGGUGAUAUCUUCGGAACCCUCGGUGGAUCCCCGGACUUUGGUCCCUACGGUGAUGCCGCUGAGGCCGGUGUUUCCCUCAAGCGCAGUGUGCCCCGUCGUCGCAGCCUCCGGGGAUACUAAACCAUCUCUAGAGAGAAGGAAGAUCUUGUAUGGGUAUGAUGCAAAAUGAGCAUGAGUAUGUGAACGAACUUAAUUAAUAUCUAGCUAGCUGGUUAGUUAGUAGUAGUUGAAUCAGUCAGUCAAUUGGCAUAAUAACGUAACUAUUCC